Messenger RNA from Sipha flava (yellow sugarcane aphid), 607 nucleotides. RefSeq names its product N-alpha-acetyltransferase 11 (gene vnc). Gene Ontology annotation, biological process: N-terminal peptidyl-glutamic acid acetylation. Gene Ontology annotation, molecular function: protein-N-terminal-glutamate acetyltransferase activity; protein N-terminal-serine acetyltransferase activity. Lineage: Eukaryota; Metazoa; Arthropoda; Insecta; Hemiptera; Aphididae. The record is from RefSeq and is a predicted model, not a curated record. The transcript has a single exon. Gene Ontology annotation, cellular component: NatA complex. Bases 18 to 563 code for a protein of 181 amino acids.
CUUUAAACUGCCAAAAAAUGAAUAUUCGCUGUGCUAAACCUGAUGACUUAAUGAAUAUGCAACACUGUAAUCUGCUUUGUCUUCCUGAAAAUUAUCAAAUGAAGUAUUACUUCUAUCACGGUUUAUCAUGGCCCCAAUUGAGCUAUGUGGGUGAAGAUGAAAAAGGAAACAUUGUUGGAUAUGUGUUGGCAAAAAUGGAAGAAGACUGUGAAGAUAACCCCCAUGGACACAUUACAUCAUUGGCUGUGAAACGAUCACAUAGACGAUUAGGACUUGCUCAAAAAUUAAUGGAUCAAGCAGCCAGAGCUAUGGUAGAAUGUUUUCAGGCAAAAUAUGUAUCAUUGCAUGUACGCAAGAGUAACAGGGCUGCAUUAAAUUUAUAUACUAACACAUUGAAGUUUACUAUUUCUGAAAUUGAACCGAAAUAUUAUGCCGAUGGUGAAGAUGCAUAUGCAAUGAAGAAAGACUUAUCCCAUUUUACAUUAUUGUGUGCUGAUGACGAUAUACCAAGUAGUGACACUUUGUCCAAUUUGAUGAAAAAAAUUGAAAUUGAUUCUAAAUAAAUUGUAAAUGUACUUUUUCAUAUAAUAUAAAAGAUUAUCGGUUA